Helianthus annuus (common sunflower) is the source of this 1057-nucleotide messenger RNA. RefSeq lists its product as uncharacterized. The transcript is spliced from 2 exons. The record is from RefSeq and is a predicted model, not a curated record. Lineage: Eukaryota; Viridiplantae; Streptophyta; Magnoliopsida; Asterales; Asteraceae. The coding region runs from base 84 to 626 and encodes 180 amino acids.
AAAAAUCACCAUGAAUACUACUUCAAUGCUCCUUGUUUAUUAUAUGUUCAUCCUCACUACUCAAUUCUAACUCUCAUUCCGCAAUGGAAAUCGAACAUGAUGAUGACGAUGAAAACCUGAUCAGCGAAAACGAACAAGAUCUUUUGACGGUUUCUAUGAUGAAACUUCAUUCUGCACAGGAUGCCUUUAAGAUUGAAGUGCAAAAACUAAAGAAUGUUGGAAAAGAUGAUCACAAUAAUUCAGCUGAUCAUAGCAUCGAAACGGGAUCGAAACAAAACAGGGACUUGAAAACCGAACUCGACGAACUGAUGAAGCAAAAGAUAGAGGUUGAAGUGCAGCAUGUAGCAAUAUCGAAAGCAAUCGAACACUGGAAUGUAGAAUAUGAAGUGAUGGUGGAGGAACAAAAGAAGGUGUUAUUAGAACAAGUGGAGAUGAUGAAGAAGCUUGAAGAUGCAGAAGAAAAAGCUAUGGAGUUAAAGAUGCAAGCUGAAAAGUUGCAGGUGACAUGUGAAGAAAUUUUGGAAAAGGAACAAGUGUGGGAAGCAAGGAAUAUGGUAUGGAUAUUUUGUGUUAAGUUGAUGUUAUUGUUUGUUUUACUUGUGUUUUUCUUCUUUUUUGGUGUCUAGAUGUUGCAUUCUUUUAUGUUUUGCUUUAGUUUUGUUGUAGGGUUGAAUCAGUUUUAGUGUUUCCAUUAUAUAAAAAAAGUUUUUUUUUUUUUUUUUUAUUUUUUUUUUUAAGUCUUUUAGCAAAAGCAUAUCUAAUGGGGUUGCAUUGACCAAUCAAAUAGUGUCAAAUGUCAUUCAUCAACCAAAUAUGUAAAGUGUAGGAUUAGCCAUCUCAACCAUUUAACCGUCUCAGCCGCCUCGCAAAAAGUGUAGGCUUAGCCGUCUCUGGCAUUCAGUUGUUUCGGCCACCUCGAAAAAUGUAGGCUUCGCUAUCUUAGUCUUAAGCCGUUUUUAACUUGUAUGAUAUGUGAUUAUCGAAUACUCGAGGGAUUAUAUCGGAUAGCGCAUAAAUGAGUAUUUGGUCAGGCGGAGACUUAAGGGUAAAGGACGGA